GCCUCGGUAUACCUAGCCAAGUUUCUUUCGCCUUCUCCUCCGCCGCCAACUUCUCUCCUCCUCACUUCGCUCCUUCUUCCUCCCCCGCACUUCGCACUUCUCAGAUCGCUCUCGCUCCCGCCUGCUGCGAUGGCUGCCUCAUCCUCUCCCCACGCUCUCCUCGUCCAGCAACCCCUCCGCCCUUCCUCCCCCCUCCCUUGCAAGCAGACGCUCCUCGUCGCGCCCCUCCGCCGCAAAACUCGCCUUUCCACCAUCUCCUGCACUGCCGUCCGAUCUCCCCCGGUCUCGCCCUCCGUCGCCACCGGACGGAUCUUCAACUUCGCCGCCGGCCCCGCCACUCUCCCAGAGUCCGUCAUCCUCAAGGCUCAGGCCGAACUCUACAACUACCAUGGCUCCGGCAUGAGCAUCAUGGAGAUGAGCCAUCGAGGGAAGGAGUUUGACGCCGUCAUCAAGAAGGCUGAGUCCGACCUCCGCCUCCUCCUAGGGAUAUCCGACGACUACGCCGUCCUCUUCCUCCAGGGCGGCGCCACCACCCAGUUCGCCGCCGUCCCUCUCAACCUCUGUGCUCCCGGAGACAGCGCAGAUUUCGUCGUCACCGGAUCGUGGAGUGACAAGGCCUUCAAGGAGGCGCAGAAGUUCUGCAAGGCCAACCUGAUCUGGUCCGGCAAGUCUGAAAAGUACACGAAGAUCCCCGCGUUUGAUGACCUCAAGCAGAACCCGGACGCAAAAUUUUUACACAUCUGCGGCAACGAGACGAUCCAUGGAGUGGAGUUCAAGAAUUACCCCAGUCCUAGCAAUAAAAAUGCGCUUUUGGUAGCUGAUAUGUCGUCCAACUUCUGUUCGAAGCCUGUUGAUGUUUCGAAAUUUGGCUUGAUCUAUGCUGGGGCACAGAAGAACGUUGGUCCCUCCGGCGUCACGAUCGCGAUAGUGCGCAAGGAUCUCAUUGGCAAUGCCCAGCCCAUCACGCCUGUGAUGCUGGACUACAAGAUCCAUGCUGACAGCGCUUCCCUCUACAAUACUCCGCCUUGUUUUGCGAUCUAUAUUUGCGCUCUGGUAUUUGAGGACCUAUUGGAGCAAGGUGGGUUGGCAGGGGUUGAGAAGAAGAACCAAAAGAAGGCUGGAAUUCUUUAUGAUACCAUUGAUGAGAGCAAUGGGUAUUACGUAUGCCCUGUUGAGAAGUCAGUUAGAUCCCUGAUGAAUGUUCCUUUUACUCUGAAAAAGUCUGAUCUUGAGAAGAAAUUCAUCGAGGAGGCUGCAAAGGAAGGCAUGGUUCAGCUGAAGGGACAUCGAUCAGUGGGCGGUGUUCGGGCUUCCAUUUACAACGCUAUGCCGUUCGCAGGAGUUGAGAAGCUCGUUGCCUUCAUGAAAGAUUUCCAAGCCAGGCACCCUUGAUUUUGUUAUUUCCUAUUCUCGGUUGCAACUCGAGGCUUUCUUGUUUUGCUUGUGGUUUUGUUGUCCUAUGGAUCGAAUUCAAUCCUUGCUUAACUCUGUCUUUUACUAUGUGCCGACUUCUAGAAAUAAGGCCAUUUGUUUGUCUCGGCAUCAGAAAGAUCAAUUUUCUGUCAGAUGUAGAUCGUGUCUUCCUUGAUCUGAUAUAAUUCUACAACUUUUGAUA
Molecule: messenger RNA, 1615 nt
Organism: Zingiber officinale
Lineage: Eukaryota; Viridiplantae; Streptophyta; Magnoliopsida; Zingiberales; Zingiberaceae
Product: phosphoserine aminotransferase 1, chloroplastic-like
Exons: 1
Coding region: 130-1392 (420 amino acids)
Biological process (GO): L-serine biosynthetic process
Cellular component (GO): chloroplast stroma; cytoplasm
Molecular function (GO): O-phospho-L-serine:2-oxoglutarate transaminase activity; pyridoxal phosphate binding
Source: RefSeq, a predicted model, not a curated record